Messenger RNA from Salmo salar (Atlantic salmon), 5033 nucleotides. Its product is annotated as chitin synthase chs-2-like. Gene Ontology annotation, cellular component: cell septum; cell periphery. The record is from RefSeq and is a predicted model, not a curated record. Gene Ontology annotation, molecular function: chitin synthase activity. Gene Ontology annotation, biological process: chitin biosynthetic process. NCBI's taxonomy places the organism in Eukaryota, Metazoa, Chordata, Actinopteri, Salmoniformes, Salmonidae.
AGCAAAUAGUGGUAGUUGAUUAAAGUGAACUGACGCAUGCCAAUACCUUAGUACUUCAGCAAAUGGACUAGCACUAAGGUCCACUAAGCUGUACCACUGAGAACAGUGAAACAUGGAGGAGCUCAAAUUCAGAGGGAGGAAAAGGGAAGGAAGGCACAGAGACACCUGGGAUCCAUUCCAGUUGAAUCCCAUUGGUGCUGAGAAAGAGGAAAAGAGAAGAUGCUUUGAGUUGUUCCAGCACCUGGUGGCAGCGUUCGUGGGGAUAAUGGUCCUCUCCAGUGCUGUCAUCAGCAAGGGCUCUCUACUGGUUCUCUCCACACUCUCAAGCCCCACAUCGACUAGGACUUCCAAGGAAAGACAAUAUUACAUGCUCAUGCUGGUGGGCUGUUUGGUGAUGCCCAACCUGCUUGUGUUCCUCAAGUCACUGUGGAAAUGCGCUUUCAAGAACUUCGUCCCACCAAACAUGAGAACUAUGGGAAUUGUGUGUGGGAUUGAAUGCUUGGUGUCUCUUGGGACCUCCAUCCUGGUGCUGGUGGUGAUGCCCCAGUUUGACGUGCUGACCAACCUCUUUAUCUCCGGGGGAGUCUGCAUGCUUUCCUCAGUCCUACAGAUUGUAUUUCGUCUGCAGAGAGAGAACUGGAAGAUCAUCUUCCCCAUUUGUUCUCUUAUGCUUGUCCUGACCGGCUACUUUCUCCUUGGGGCAGAUUAUUACGUCCGGGUAACCUCUUAUGUAUCAGGCCAGGAGAACGACUGUUAUUGGUAUAUUGGCAUUGCAGUUUUUGCAUCUUUUUUGGUUUCUCUGAACUGGUGGGAAAACCCAGUGCAGGCGAGCAACAACAUGCAUGAAAUGCUGGCUGAGUUGGACACCUUCAGAGACUUUGUAUUUGUGAUAUCGAGUCUCCUAAGGAUUGUAGUCAUUGCUGCUGUGUACCUCAUCUAUCACGUAUUGAUACAGAAAAACAUUGUAUGGUCAGAUUUUGAUUUCACCCCUAAGGCCGAUGAAGAUGAAAGUACAAUUGCGAGGCAUAAAGAGACCCUUGAUAUUGGUCUUACUGUACUUUUCCUUCAAGCCUUUUUCUCUGCUGCAUGCCAUUGGUUUGGAGUGGUGGCUUGUAAGAUCCACUCUGUGCGAAUGAGCUUCGCCUUCCCUGUCUGUUUUACCGGGCCUGCAGUUCUCAUUCUCGGCAUGAUCCUUUUCCUAACGCAAUCUCAAUACCUAGCUGAGGCCGACACAAGUUCUAUCAUAGACUUUUGCUCGAGUCUAGUUGACCUGAGCACCAAGAACACCAGCACAGUCGUGAUGCUGGAGCUUACAAAGAGCAUCUGCAGGACUUCUUUGAGUAGCCAUUACUGGACCUGGCCUUUCUCCCUACUUGCGCUGGAGGGCAUUUGCAUGUGGCUCGGGCUCAUCACAUGCACCUACUACGUGUGGAAUUUCAAGGUCCAGAGGAUCGAACGCACAACUGAGCUGUUUGUACGACGCCUCUAUGAAUCUGCCUUCAUCGACCUGUCUCUGCUUCUGAACACCAAGAUGAAGGUUGUGCAAACGAGGAACCAGGAGAGUAGUGUUGUUGACGACGUGGAGAAUUGUGUCAUUUACCUCUGUGCAACAAUGUGGCAUGAGACCUACGACGAGAUGUUGAAGAUCCUCACAUCCAUGUUCAGGUUGGACCGGUACAGAGGUGACCCAAAAGAGGAACAUAAAGAUGUUUUUGACUUUGAAUGCCACAUAUUUGUAGAUGACGCAUUCAUGAUAGACAAGGAGACGGGCAAGAAGUUUAUCAACGAAUAUGUGACCGAUCUCAUUCAUGUGGUCAUAGAGGUUUACAGGGUAUUCACCAAUAAGGAGCCUGAUGAUGUGUCAAUUAUUGAGACUCCUUAUGGUGGGCGAUUAAUGUUUGUGAUGCCAGAAGGAAACAUGCUGUAUUUCCAUUUGAAAGACAAACAGCUAAUCAGAAACAAGAAGAGAUGGUCACAGAUCAUGUACCUGUACUAUCUGCUUGGAUGGAAAGGAUACAUUGUCAAGAAUCCUCAAAAGAUUACGAGACAGAAUAAUCCUUGCCGUGCCAGUCUCAUAUCACUGGAUGGGGAGAGUUUCCUGUUGCCACAGCAUGACAAUGACAGUAAGAGAAAACACAUCUCUGAUGACAAUACCUACAUCAUGGCCCUGGAUGGAGACACAGACUUCCACCCCGCAGCUCUGAUAUUACUGGUGGACCGACUUCGGAAGUACAGCAAUGUGGGUGCUGCAUGCGGAAGAAUCCACCCUACAGGAAUGGGUCCAAUGGUGUGGUAUCAGAAAUUUGAGUAUGCUGUUGGUCACUGGCUCCAGAAAACAGCUGAGCACGUGUUUGGUUCAGUCCUCUGCAGUCCUGGAUGCUUCAGCUUGUUCAGGGGAUCAGCUCUGAUGGAUGACAACGUGCUCAAGAGAUACACCACCACUGCAACUAGAGCCUCUGAGUAUGUUCAAUAUGAUCAAGGUGAGGACCGCUGGCUGUGCACCCUGCUCCUCCAGCAGGGCUGGAGAGUGGAGUACAACGCUGCGUCCGACGCCUACACCAACUCCCCUCAGGAGUUCAAAGAGUUUUACAACCAGAGGCGGCGCUGGGGGCCGUCUACUCUGGCCAACACCCUGGACCUCCUGCACAGUGGCAAUGAGACGGUCAAGAGGAACUCUUCCAUCUCCAGACUGUACAUCUUCUACCAGAUAUUUACUGUCAGCUCCUCCAUUCUCGGCCCUGCCUCUGUGUCUCUGAUGAUAGCAGGUGCUUUUCAGUUUGUGUUCAAAAUUGAAGGAACCCUGUCCAUCAUCAUAUCAGUCAUCCCACCUAUUUUCUACCUGUUAAUUUGUUUUUUGGCAAAACCAAAUGCCCAGAUCACCAUUGCAGCCAUUAUGAGCGUGUUGUACGCCUUUCUGAUGUUAGCAUCAUUCUUCGCCAUCAUCGGUGACAUGGCUAUGCAGGGCACAUUCAUCACCCCAACUGGCCUCUUCCUGAUUUCCAUGGCUGCCAUGUACCUGGUGACAGCCAUCCUUCACCCCCAGGAGUUCAGCAUGAUCAUCUAUGGUCUGAUGUACUUCAUCUGUAUCCCCAGUGGCUAUCUCUUGCUCACAAUCUACUCCUUGGUGAACAUGCACAUUGUCACAUGGGGCACUCGAGAGACAAACAAGGAAAAAGAACAGAAGAAGACCCAGAAUGUUCUCUGUGAUCGAAACUGCAAACUUUGCUGUUGGGAUAUGAAAUUACAAGUCACCCAAGAGACUGAUAACUUGAUGCUCCAGCAACUCCAGCAGGCAGUCAAUCCAAACACACAAGUCACCCAGCAAGCGGUGCAUGAACAGAAGCCCAACACCAAGGAAGUGAAAAACAAUGCCCCAAAUGAAGAAAACAAUGAGGAAAUAAGUCCAGAGCUUUUAGACCGCAAAAGAGCCAAGAAAGACUUAGAAUAUGAUACAAGCAGUGUUGGCAGGUUUGACAGCAUUCCUAAAAAGGAGAGCGCCUAUUCCAGCAUUGACGAUGACAACGAUGAUAACGAUGAUAACCAUGACGAUGACGAUGAUAAUAUGCUUUAUGACGGUUCGCUUUAUAGUGGCUUCACCGAGGAAGAAAGAGAAUUUGUACCUCAAAGUGAUUGGGUUCAGCCUGUCAAGGAAGAGUUCCUGAAGAAAUUGACCUACGCCAACAUGAAAAGGAACCUUCAGGAGCAGAUCCGCUACACCCUGAGAAACAAGAACCAGGAGGAUGUGUGUGAGGAGCUGGUGAUGAUGCUGACGGACACGGUGAACGGAGAGCUGAAGGACAAGGUGGGCCCAGAGGACGUGCUGAGCGACAGCCAGCUAGAAGAGCUGCAGUACGCCCUAAACGAGGCCGCCAGGAGGAUCCUGAAAACCAACCGAAUGGAGAGGCUGGAGAGGAGGGUAAAAAGAGCCAUAGAGAAAACCCUCAUUGCUCCACAGGUGGAGAAACUCACUGAGGAUGAACAUGACUUUUGGAAGAAACUGCUUGAGAGAUACCUCGCACCUAUUGUUGAUGAUAAAGCUCAUAAAGAGGAGGUGACAAGGGAACUGAAGUCACUACGAAACAAGGCAGUGUUUCUGUAUUUCAUCAUCAACGUUUUGUGGAUUGUGGCCACUUUCUUUUUACAAGCCAUUGGAAAUGAUGUGAUUAGUAUCAAGAUUCAGAAAGUCUGGCCAAAUGGCACAUCAUCAGGAGAAUACCUGAAGGUGGAGCCUCUCAGUCUGAUGUUCCUCUUGUCAUUCGCUGUGCUUCUCGUGGUGCAGUUCCUGGCUAUGCUUUACCACAGAGUUUAUACUCUUAUCCACGUGGUGUCGUACAGAAGCACAGAAAAAGACUACAUUCCCAAAGACGAGGAGGACGAGGAGGGGAUGAUUCUUGAGAACCAGAUAGCCAACGGCCUUGUGAUCACCAGUGAUGACUUGUGAAACUGGCUUUUUUGCGUGCGUGUUGUUACUGAAUGUUCCAUGAAACAAAAUAGUGGCUUUGUGAAGUGUUUUGCACCUUUGUCUGAACAUAAUUCAGAUAUACAUAGCAGUAAUGAUACUUAUGAUACUGCAGCAGUGAAAUAUGAAAUGUUACAACUAUCAUUAACGCAGUUAUCCAAUGCCUGAGUUUUCUAUAAAAAGCAGUUUCAAUAUUGAAUAACAAUGAGCAAUAAUAAGAUGUAGAAUGAAAGUAUUGUAAUUCAGCCUGAUUGGAUGUGCUUACUGGGAAACAGCCGAUAUCAUGAUCAUUUAAUACAUAACAAAAUCAUUCAACAUAUCCAGAGAAAUAUAUAUACACAGAUGCAUACUUCUACGACUACAUGAGCCUCCAUUUUUCAAGGGGAAAUGACCCUUUCUAAACGUAUGGCUCUGAACCUAUCCAACUGAAGAAAACGUUGGUCUUGCAAUCUUUCACAGACGGACAAUGUAACACAUAUUGUGAACAUGAAGUAAAUGUACUAGUAUUUAUACUGCAAUAUUUAUGAUAUGACUGCCUAUGUUGAACUCAAAUAAAAUUUACAUUUCUAAUAGA